Messenger RNA from Letharia columbiana, 2109 nucleotides. RefSeq lists its product as uncharacterized. Gene Ontology annotation, cellular component: nucleus; Tec1p-Ste12p-Dig1p complex; Ste12p-Dig1p-Dig2p complex. The record is from RefSeq and is a predicted model, not a curated record. Lineage: Eukaryota; Fungi; Ascomycota; Lecanoromycetes; Lecanorales; Parmeliaceae. Gene Ontology annotation, biological process: regulation of DNA-templated transcription; sexual reproduction. Gene Ontology annotation, molecular function: DNA-binding transcription factor activity. The transcript is spliced from 5 exons. The coding region runs from base 1 to 2109 and encodes 702 amino acids.
AUGUCGAUGUACUCUCAAAACAACCCAACGGCAAUGGCGCCGCCGCAGAAGCCAGAAACCUUUAUGCUCUCUGAUGCAGCGCAACAGAGUCUGCCACAAGAUGCGCAAGUCGCACUGCAGCAGGUCGAUAAUCUCAAAUACUUUCUCAUCUCUGCACCCGUGGACUGGACCCCCGAUCAAUAUAUUAGAAGAUUCCUCUUGCCGACGGGCGAGUAUGUGUCGUGUGUCUUAUGGAACAAUUUGUUUCACAUCUCCGGUACAGAUAUCGUGCGAUGUCUCUCCUUCCGAUUCCAAGCCUUCGGACGGCCAGUGAAAAAUCCGAAGAAGUUCGAGGAGGGUAUCUUCUCAGAUCUGCGCAACCUCAAGUCUGGCACCGAUGCAUCGCUCGAGGAGCCAAAGAGCCCCUUCCUCGACUUCAUGUACAAGAACAACUGUAUCAGAACGCAAAAGAAGCAGAAGGUGUUUUACUGGUACAGCGUGCCACAUGACCGACUCUUCCUCGAUGCGUUGGAAAGAGACUUGAAGAGGGAGAAGAUGAACCAGGAAGCGACUACAAUGGCAGUCAAUGAACCAGCUCUUUCAUUCGAGUUCGACUCCUCGCAGUCUUUGUUCGAGCAGCUCACAAAGAGUCAACAAGCAAACACCUCAUCCUUGAACGCUAGUUCGGCAUAUUCGCAAUCGACCUCGCCAGUCCUGCGUGCAGUGGACUCGAUGCCCCCGCCACAGAUGGUCCCCAGCUCGAUGCCCACGGUCACCGAAGAUCUACCGCAAACUAUGGGUGCUUAUUCUCAAGUGUCCAUGCCUUCUACCGCUGCAACAAACUUCAUAAAGCGUGAGCAGGACUAUGGACAGCUGCAGUACGAUCGAAAUGGCAUCCCGCUCACACGAGUGCACCAACGUCACACAUCCAUGCCCGCGUACAUGGAAUACUCCCCAGCCCCUUCCUUCGUCUCUUCGCAAUACGAAGACUACAGCCAGCGAGGUAUGUCGUUCGAGCCUGUCACUCCGCCUCAGCAUGCACAAAAUCUAGCGGAGCCAGCGUACAUUGCCAACGAGGACACUGGUCUCUACACAGCCAUUCCUGAUAAUUCUCAAAACUACAAUCCCUUGAUGCAUUUGCCUACUGCCAACCUCUCGGGAGGCCAGUACAACGCCACUCAGAGGUACCCCUCGAGUAACGUCUAUUCCGUUAUUGAGGGAUCUCCUACCUACAAGCAGAGGAGACGAAGGUCUUCAAUCCCUCCGAACGUGACAAACGGUGUCCCAAACACUACUGCUACUGCUACUGCGACUGCUGCCAUGCCCCACGCACCACACCGUCAGAGCGAUCUUCGCCGGUCGGUGUCCGCUUCAGUUGGGCCAGAAGAGGGAGAUGGCGAACAUAAUUCACCACAACCGGGGACUUUGGCCAAUGGCUACGCCAACAUGGUGCAGCAGCAUAAGGAGAUGUUGGAGCAAAUGUCCCGUCAUACCACGCCAUUGCCCACUCUGGAAGGUAGCCCAGCGCCACACAACCUGGGCAUGAUGCCGCCACAAGACAAUUACAACGGGUAUCAGGCCGAGAACAUAUCCAGUUCAAUAGACAACAGCCCGGUAGCUGCCCGAGGUGAUAGGCCUGGACCCGUACGGAGAGCCCGGAGUGCGACUCUGAUGGAGCUGGGUCCUUACCCACACAAAUCCCAUUCGUGCCCAAUCCCCACCUGUGGCCGUCUUUUCAAGCGAUUAGAACAUCUCAAAAGACACGUGAGAACCCAUACUCAGGAGCGACCAUACGUAUGCCCACACUGCCAGAAGGCUUUUUCACGGUCUGAUAACCUUGCUCAACACCGCCGCACACAUGAAGCCCGCCCCGAUGGCGAAGUGGGCGCCUACAGCGACGAAGAUCUUGAGGCCGAGGAGAAUGAAUUUGGGGUACUCGAUGAUGAAUCUCCACCACCGCCGGACCACAGCUACAUGUCGAAUGGGUUGACGAAUGGUUUGACCAAUAGCCCAAUGACCAAUAUGACAGCAGCCUCCAUGCGAAUACCAACCACCGGCAUGGGAACAGGCCACGUCAUGGCGCCUCCUCAAAUGAUAUCGACCCAGCAUAUGCUACAGCAACAGAUCUAA